UCAAGUUUUGUACAAUUUUUGUAUAUCUUAUUUUAUUAACUCGAUGUAUUAAUAAAAUAAAAUACAAUCACUCCCUUUAUUGUAAUGGAUCCUAACAAAACAAAAAGUGCGUCUGAAGGAAUAGCACCAAUGGGAAUCACAGCAUUGAAUGAAACGGUGCUCAGUAACCAGCCGGAGUCGAGAUAUGAAUGUCCGGUCUGUCUGAACUGGCUCAGAGAUCCCGUCAUCACCACUUGUGGUCACAAAUUCUGCAAGAGUUGCAUUACAUCAUGGCUACGGAACAGUGGCCACUGUCCCAUUGACAAUAUCAAUCUGAGCAUGAAAGUGGAUAUCUUCCCAGACAACUACACCAAGCGGGAGAUACAGGAACAAAGAAUGUCGUGCCCAUUUGCUGCUAAAGGCUGUAAUGUGAAAGUGACCCCGUUGGACCUGGACGCGCAUAUCGCAGCGUGUGAGCACAACCAACCUGAUACUUCAGCAGCGCAAACGCGACUACCCUGCGCCUUCCAUGCGGUCGGCUGCAAGGACACAUUUGAGAGCCAGGAGGAUAUGAAUAAUCAUCUGCAGAAUGAUGUACAGAAACAUAUGAGUUUUCUGAUGAACGCAUAUUCAGAGAUAAAAAUCAACAAUGAUAUAUCAAACGCUAGUAUUGAUACGAAGGAGCAGGAGGCUAUGAAUCUGUGGGAGGCGCCGGACAAGGAGGGCGCGCAGGCCUCCGCCGCACCACUCACAAAUACAAGCACCCUCAUAAGAGCUCUGUACGAACGUGUGGUAGUAUUAGAACAACGUAACCGUGAGCAGGACAUAGUACUCGCCAACUUGACAAAGCAGUUGUCAGCGCUGGCUGUUGCCAAGAUGAAGCAGAAUAGUGAUAUGUUGCUGCGUUACUGCGCGGGAAACUACAUCUGGAGAGUUGACAACUUCCAGCAGCGCCUCGAUGCUAUGCUCAAAGAUAAUUAUAAGAUGCUCUAUAGCCCGGGAUUUUAUACUUCGCCUAAUGGAUACAGAUUCUGUGUCCGUUUAAACAUAUCACCACAGAACCCACUGUUCUUCGCUCUGCACGUGCACCUCAUGAAGACUGAGAAUGACGAUUGCUUGGAGUGGCCGUUUAAUGGACGCAUCUCCUUUGCUAUGAUUAACCAGUUGGACGCCGAGCGGACGCAGCGAGAUACAAUGAUGUCCAACUCCACUCUGGUCGCAUUCCGGAAGCCCACCGCUGAGAUCUGUCUCAGAGGCUUUGGGUAUACCGAGUAUGCUCUAGUCAGUGAUGUGGUUAGGAAUGGAUUUGUGAAGAAUGAUGUGCUAGUGAUUAAAGUUAAUAUUAAAUGUGUUUAGUUUUGUGUUUCAAGUGUUAAAUAUGUGAUGAAAGUGUUAUAAAAGUGAAAGUUUGUUGUCUCAUGACCAAACUCGAUUAUCAAUUCAAGGUUUAUUUCUACUAUAUAAAUUAAAUGAGUGUUUUUGAUAUUACUAUAUUUAGGUCAUCUCCUUAAAAUUAAUUUGACCAUAAAUAUUAAUUAAAAAUACAGAAGAUAAGCGUAAAUGGUUCAAGAUUGAUUUUUGGGUUUGGCUCUAAAUGUAAAUGGCGGUGACUGUACUGUUUUCUAAUCACUUUGAGUACAGUCACUGUCAAAAAUACAUAUGAAGUUUUAAAGUAAAAAGGUAAAAAAUAUAAAGUAGCUGUACUUUACCUUUGUUACAUGAUUAUGAAA
Messenger RNA from Papilio xuthus (Asian swallowtail), 1709 nucleotides. Its product is annotated as TNF receptor-associated factor 6. Lineage: Eukaryota; Metazoa; Arthropoda; Insecta; Lepidoptera; Papilionidae. The record is from RefSeq and is a predicted model, not a curated record. Gene Ontology annotation, biological process: regulation of canonical NF-kappaB signal transduction; lipopolysaccharide-mediated signaling pathway; regulation of apoptotic process. The coding region runs from base 85 to 1335 and encodes 416 amino acids. Gene Ontology annotation, cellular component: plasma membrane signaling receptor complex. Gene Ontology annotation, molecular function: zinc ion binding; protein binding; ubiquitin protein ligase activity. The transcript is spliced from 7 exons.